Molecule: messenger RNA, 1473 nt
Organism: Corticium candelabrum
Lineage: Eukaryota; Metazoa; Porifera; Homoscleromorpha; Homosclerophorida; Plakinidae
Exons: 4
Coding region: 338-1243 (301 amino acids)
Source: RefSeq, a predicted model, not a curated record
GGUUUUCUGUGCAGGUUGAGAUAUGAUUUCGUUUGGCGUCGUGUUGAUAUUCCUGCAUGUGAUGACUGCAGCCCGAUUGGCAUCUUCGUCUUGCUGCGCUGUCAGCCCACAUAAUCAAUUCGUUGGCAUUGCCAGCGGCUACCGUCUUAUUUUCAGCAGAGUGGGGAGGUGUCAAGGCUCUUGUACUUCGAACGCGAUAAGAGUUCAAACAGACGGCGGAAUCGACAAUUUUAGUGGUCCUCAACCCACCCACCCAACCGACUUGUUUCUCGGAUGUUCUCUUCUUACGAACCAUUUCAAUGUGAAGUAGCAAUUUGACAGUCUAUAUCCAAUCGACAUGUGGAAUGCGCACACGAUAAAGGUCCCACCCGUCGCUCCUUACUGCGGCGACAUCAUACGCAUUAAGUUUAAAUUCUGCGUCAGAUGUGCAGGUGGCGCCUCGUGGAACGACUGGAUCCACAUUUGGAAUCCUCGACCAGGUCAGGACCAACAGAUAUGGGGAUCACGUCUGCACUUUCUGGAUUCGAUUGGCAAGGACUGGGGAGUAUCUCUGUUUUACGCCUGCCAUGAAAGAACCUACACUGCAGGCGAUCCGGUCUUCAACUACAUCGCCCAGUACGGAGAGUUGAACGUCGCUCUACAGGACGACUCGACCUUCGAUUACACCCAACUAACUCUCUACUACGACACAACACCCAAGUCAUGCUAUCCUACCAAGACUACAGAGAAGAGUGAAGCCUUUCAAUUGUUUACCGGCUGGAAACAGGUCAGUCUGGUUGACCAUCUGGAAUGUGGAUGCCAGGGGAGUAGAUUGUGUAGACGACAUUCCAUGAAACAGACUUUCUAUAAAAAUUCUCUUUACCAAAAAGACAUCGACGUCGGCCGAUGCCUCGGUCCUUGCUCUUCCUACGCUGGUGCUGCACGAUCCUGUCGAGCUCUAAAAACCACAUCUACGACAAUCAACGGUCCCAACGGUGCUCAGUGUGUUGAGGUGAUAAAAUCAUGUGCGUGCAGUGCGCAGUGCUACAAGAAAUCUCACUACGAGCAAUACGUAGAGAGCAACCCUUCAUCUCAGACCGAACGUAUCUUGAAUUUCGACGUCGGUAAGUGUGUCGGUCAGUGCGGCUCGUCGCAGCAGAGUUGUGUUCCAACUGCAUUUAAAAUAUUGUCCAGCUCAAUCCUUCUACGCGACGGGACCACCAAGAAAAUCCAUGGCGUCACAUCAUGUGGUUGUCACAGCUAGAGUCCUUGGGGUCGACGCCAUGCUUCUGAGAAAUGGAUGAGGCAACAUCAGGAACUCUAUUGUACUCGUGAAGACAUUAUAAAAAAGCUAAGUUUACGGCCGUAAAGGUCUUGGUUUCACAUUUAGCCCCAAAGUCACGUGAUUUGGUUGUAACGCGUGUACACUGUAUCUAGACUCGUUUUUGUGGCUCUGUACAACAUGGUCGUAAAUUAAAAGUCAGAAUGAUUCAU